AUGUUUUGGAUCGAAAAAAUCCAGAUCGUGCCAUGUUUGCAGCAGCAAAAGCCACGACAAAAUCAGGAGGAAGGUCAACCUCAACAUCAGGAGUAUGACCCAAUUAAGACCUACAACGGCGACGCGCUGCCUGGUGACAACAAUGCAGCCUUUGACAGCAGCAGCCCCCGCAUGCGGGGUUGUCUCAGCGAAGAGCAGCAGGGCCACGAGCACUUCAUGCGCAGUCAGCUUCAAGAGGGCACGAAGAUCGUUUGCUUUUUCGCGGCGCAGCUACUAAUCCUGGCGGGCACCUCCGCACCGGCAGCCAACGCCAACGCACAAUCAGCAAACCCUGGCGCCACCGCGGCAGCCGCUGCCGGCGAACCCCCCACUGGACGUCCUGCGGGUGGCGCGGCCGCUCCGGCGCGUGGCCGCUGCAGGCGGGGUCAGGCAGCCGGCGGCGGCGGCUGCGGCAACGCUGCUGCUGGCAUAGGGGCCCCGGGAAAGGGCGGCAAGCUGGUGCGUCCCGUGGAUCCCGGCAGCAGCGAGGCAUGGGCGGAGGCUCUUCGGCAGGCAGCUGGCUGUCUGGACGAUGUGGGGCAGCUGGUGUGGGUGGGGGGGCUGUGUUUCGAGUCAGCUGUGGAGGCCAGGGCCGUUACGCAGCUGCUGGUCAACUCGCUGCAGCUCUGGGCUCCCCGCUUGUUGUCGAAGCCCCCAGCGGCACUGCGGGGGCCGUACUCCGCCUUCAGGCAACCCUUGGCGGGGCUGGUGUGUAGCUUGGCGUGGCAGCACUGCGGUGCUGCAGCAGCACUCGCCCAUCACCGCCAGCUGGGGCAAGAAGGACAGGAUCCGCAAGACCCCGCCACCGUGGGCUCUGUCGUACGCCGUACAUGGGAGGCGUCUGCGGGUGGAGGAGUCCACUGCCGCUACAGCCUGCAACAGCUACUUCUCGAGCUUGUCGCAGCGGCCAAGGCGCCUAACAGCGCAGCAGCGGUGUCCGGCGGGCUACAGGGGGGCCCCCGCAGCGCCGCGGCGGGGCCCGGCGGCUCCGUAGCGAACUUAAUUGCGGCAUUAUCAGAGGCUCUGGUCCUGGCUUUUGAGCGCGACCCGAGCGGGGGGGAAGCCGGCUCCAGGGUGCUAAUGUGCACCUUGAUGGCGGUCCCAGAGACUGCUACCGCCGAAGUUGUCGCAGCUGGCGACGGCAAGCCUGGCGUUGGCGUCGGCCGUGGUGGCGGGGGCGGGGGCGGGGGCGGGGGCGGCGGUGGACGUGGGAAGCGUCUGCGGAGUGAGAGGUGGGGGCCAUGCUGCGGCGGCACGCGUGAGGCUGACGGCGGCGGUGCGGAGCGCCUUCAGCUGUUGUGGGAGGUCAUCGCUCAGGCCGCGUGUGGGGCUUGCAUGCAGCUCGAUUCGACGUUGUUGGCUGCUGCGGUGCUGCAGGUACUGGCUCCAAGCUUCCCGUCCGCCUCCGCAGCCAGCCCUGGUAUCCCGACCAGGGUGGCGGGCCACCAGGCAGGAGCUGCAGGGGCCGGUGGAAGCGGAGGGGGGGGCCAGCAGAACGGGAGCGGUGCGGGGGCAGCGGCAGUGAUUGGCGUAUCCGUGCUGGCUCAGGGUGGGUCCCUCAGCCCAGGCAGGGAGCACAUGGGCUGGGAGUGGUGCCUGUGGUGGUAUGUUGGCGAAUGGUGGUGGGUUCACCCAGCAGCCGGUGGCGCUAGCCGGCCCGCAAUGCCUGAAGGAUGCUGCGAUACGGACGCGACCGUCAGGUGCCGUUGCCUGGGGCUAAUCUCGUCCUGCCUGAGGAGCCUAUCCCAGAUUGCGGAGGACGAGGGGCAGCAGCUGGAGGUGGACGCGGAGGCGGACAGAGGGCAAAGGGCAGGGACGGCUGCGACGGCGGCACCGGUGCGAGAGCAGAACAGCGCCGCAGGGCGCGAACUGGUCGAGGUCGGCAAGGUUGGGAAGAACGCGCCCAUAGGCGCUCUCUGUGGGCUGCUUCUUCCAGCUCUCAAGGCCAGGCUGCUGGACCGAACCCGUACGUGCCGUACACGGGCUCUGCAGCUGUUGCUUGAGCUGUUGAAGCUCCCAGCUCCAUGUGGCCAGCGGCACGGCGGCUCGGGACAGUCCGUGUUGCCGGCGGCACAUCCCCGGGCCCCGACGGAGGCAGCAACGGCCCCGCCCCGACCUUCGCGGCUGGCCGCCCUCAUCGCGCAGUACUGCCUCCCGGAAGUUUGCGUGCUGCUGGAUGCGACGUACGGCUCGCCACUGUACGACGAGGCUAAUGCGCAGCUGUUGCGGCACGUCGUGGAGGCGCUGUGUGCUGCCAUGCGACCGGAGGAGCUCCUCUCCAGGAUCCUACUGGCUGACACCAGCGGCAGCCGGGGACGUGGAGCAGCCUUGAAGGCCGCGAACGCGGCGGUCGCGGCGGAUGCAGCAAUAUCGGGAGAUGUCAACAGCCGCGAUGCUAACCCUAGGGCGCCGGCCGCUGGUGCCGUACACGUGAGUCCGCACACACGCCGCAUGCUGGCGGCCGGCCUCACGUUGCCCGUUGGUCCCAGCGGCGUGUACAGUGCAGAUGUCAUAAAGCCGUUGUACGACAUUGUCGUACGAUGUUUGGGGUCAGCUGGCGGCGGCAGCGGCAGAGGCGGCGCCCAUGCGUGUUUUGUGCAGGAGGCAGCGGCCGGUGCCGUCGCAACGGGUUUGGAGCCGCCACAGGUGGAUACGGCGCCGGCAUGGGGGGAUGGUACGACUGGUUUGGGCAAUGAUGACGAUGCGAUGGCCGGAUGGUGCACGGGCCGGGUGCUUGCGGGCAGCGCUUCACUGCACACCGCGCUUUGGCAACAUGCUUUCCGGGAGUUAUGUACCCUCCUGGCAGAGUUGGAGGAAGGAGAAGACGGCGGGGAACAGGGUGGCGAAGGUGACGAGGGUGACGAGGGUGAGGAUGAGCGGAGGAACGGCGGAGCGGUUAAAGAGGGGAUAGAUGUUUCCCAUGAAUGUUCCGGUGCCCGUGGAGAAGAGGAGCCGGCAGAGGAAGAGAGGCCGCGGCGGCAUCAGCAGCCGGUUGCUGUCAGGGCAAGUGCGGCGACAGGGCGCAUGGCUCGAGCUUCACUGGCGCUGAGAGCCAUGCCCGCCAGCGCGGAAGUUAUCUCCCUUUGCUGGUGUGACCCAUGGGACGCGACGGCGAGAUGUCGGGCGGAGCUGGCGAUUGUGCUCGAUGUGCUGGCGGCUGCAUUGACAGAGGACUCGUCUAAGGAGGCCCGACGGAAGCAGCAGCAGCAGCAGCAGCAGCAGCACAUGCGGCAGCACAUGCGGCAGCGGGGUUCCCACAGUGAAAGCUGUGGUGGCCAAGGCCAGGUCGUGGCGUGGAGGGAGCAGGAGGUCCAGCGGGAGAAGGAGCUUGCGGAGCGAAGCGCCUGCAUGGUGUUGGCCUUACGGCUGCUGGAGUCGGCGUUUCCCGCGCCAGGACCCAAAGCUAUAGCUACCGCGACAGCUGCUACUGCUAUCGCCCCUUCGGCUACAGUCGCUACCGCCGCCACGUGUCGGGCCGGCGGCAUGCCACUGGGGCCUGCACCGCCUGGCGGCCAGAUGCGCCCCGUGAUGGGCGGUGUUGCCUGGCGGGUCAUAAGACGACAGGAGACUGGGACAAUCUCCAAAGCUCCUGGCGCCGCGCCAGUCUUCUGCCGGCACCUUCGAGCCGCACAGGUGGCGCUGAGGCAGCAGCAGCAGCAGCGGCGGCAGGAGCGACAACAGCGCUGCAUGGAUGAAAAAGGAAACGCCACCGGCCGCGACGUAACGGCGACAAGGGCCUCUCAGUCGGCGGCUUCUCGCAGAGAUAACGACGUAAUACGAGUGGAUGGACAGGGACGGGACGGGAGAACUCCCGUAGGGGCGCUGGCUGCCGCGGCGCGCUAUCUGCUAGUGCUUACCCACAUGACGCGCCUGUACGAGUUCGAGCUAGAGGAGUUCAUGGCACGUCUGCAGGAGGCACGCCGCAGCGGCGGCGGCGGCGAUGGCAGUGGCGGCAUGGCAAUCUUGGACCCAUCGUCCCUGGACCGCCUCCCCGGCGCAGCUCUCCGCGGUGUUGGCAGCGCCAGCGGACGGGCGGAAGAGGGGGAGGGAGUAGGACAAGGAAAAGGAGAUGGUUCGGGAGGGGCGGCUCGGAAUGAAAGACGGAAGAACGGUGAAGAGGGACGGAAAACGGAGCGCGAAGCUCGCGGCGAGGGGACCACGGAGCAGGAGGCUGCGGCGGCGGCGGCUGGAAAUGAUGGUGGUGAUGAUGAUGUUGGUAACGACUACAUGCAGGAGACGGAAGAGAACCGAAGCUGUCGGGAAGCGGCGCAGCGGAUGUUGGAUCGCCUGAUGGCGUCCUCGGCGCCCGCGACCCACGUGCAUGCGCUGCUGGCAUUGCUUCCGACCCGUGGUUCUGUCGGGGUCGGGGUUGGCAGCAAGGCCAAGAGCAGCGACGGGGUUCGAGGGGUCGAGGUGGAGGUGAACGAAGCAGGGGACUUCUGCAGAGCAGAUCAGCCACCAGUGGAGCUUCAGGUGCUUGCAUUACGCGCUUUGGGCCGCCUGAUGGUUCUGUCCGAUCGGUUGUCAGUUGAGUACGGCGAUGUACUGCGGGACUUGCUGGCCCGGUGGAAGUACAGACCCGCGGCUCUGGUCUGCGAGGCGCUGGCCAUCACACAUGACCUUGUGCGCCGUAACCCCAGCCACCAUCGCCAACUGCUGGGACUCACGGAGGAUCUAAUUCAAGCCGCGCUACAGAACUGGGCUAGCCUUAAGUGUGGGCAUGGAUUGGGGUCGGAGCCGCUAGCGGUCGGAGGCCGAGCCUCGGGCCCCCGGGAGCAGCUGCAGCCACAUGAUAAAGUCCGUCCGGCAGGCAACGGCGUGCACGAGCGCGACGAGGAUCCUGAGGCGGGUGGAGCACAAGAGGAUGCCAAUGGCGGAACGGGGGACGACGGGAACGGGGCGCGGAAGGCCCAGGUGGUGAAGCCCCGGGAGGUCCAGCCCCCUCCACCACACCGUCCCCAUUGCUGCGGUCGCGAGGCUGUCCUGGCGGCGCUGCUGCCGACGGCGGUGGGCUGCUACUGCCGCUUGCUGGCCACGGGACGGCUGCAGUGGUCUCCGGCGACGUACCGUACACUGGCGAUGUGCUUCACCCUGGCUAGGGGCAAUCUGCGGGGGCAGGUAGCCAUGCAGGCUGCGGCUCUGCUGCUGCGAAACGCAUCCACUUCCUCCGCCUCUGGGCCCGGCAGCCACGGCGGCGGUGGGCCCCAGGCUGGCACGCACCGCCGCAUUGCCGUAGCGCUGGCCUUGUUGCGCAAUUGCCCCGGCCCGCUGCGGGCACGGCUGGUUUCGGAGGCGCUUCUUCCUGUGUCCGGACUCACCACUGCACCCGCCGCCGCAAGCACUGGCAGCCACGACUUCAGACCUACCAGCUGUGGCGAGCCGCUGCCGCCCCCGUUGCUGCACGCCGAGGACUUUCUAAGCGACGACCUAGCUCUCCCGGUCGUGCAAGCGAUUUGCAGCGGCAGCGAUGGUGGCGGAGAGGACGCCGGCGGCGGCGCCGUCGCGGGCAACGAGGGCGCAGCGGCACCCUGCGGUGCCGCCGGCGGUGACAGCUCUGGCGGCGUUGGGCCGGGGGACCCAAGCUGCCCUUCCAUGGCUGCGUUGCUCCUGCUCCUGCGGGAAAUAACCCCAUCCGCGAGAACCCUUGCCGUCAUGCUGCCGCAGAUGCAGGUGCUCCGUGACAUGGUGCUGCGCUACAAGGCGACUUCGGGAGCGGGCACCGCAGCGGCAGCUGACGGAGGUGACGGGAUGUUGCAGGCAGCGGGCGGCGGCAGCGGCAGUGGCGGCGGCACAGAGCUGAAUGUCGUCUCCGGGUGCAACGGACAGCAUGGUGCUGUACCUGCACCCGCAGCGGAGGGAGGUGCGGCUGUUGUGGUGGCAGCGGCGGCGGCGCGAGGGGGAGGCGACGGAGUCACCGCGCAGCGGAGGCUAGUGGAACUGCUCACACAGAUUGAGGGCCGGGUUGGACUGGCCGGCUGCUCCAAACGGCAGAGGACCAAGCGAGCUGCUGUCGCUGUGGGCCCCGAAACCGAAAUCUUGUUCGGGCUGAGCGACGACAGCGUGCGCCGGUACGAGCGCGCAGUGCUGGCCUUCACCAAUAGCCACCCGCCAGGGGCGAGGCGCAUCCACCACAGAGGAGACAGGCUGGCAGGCGGAAUGCAGUACAAGGGCGUAACCUGUUCUCUAAAGUUGUACAAGGGAACGAAACCCGACCGACCCAGCCGCACGACCCGGCCCACGGAGUAG
Messenger RNA from Volvox carteri f. nagariensis, 6285 nucleotides. RefSeq lists its product as uncharacterized. Bases 1 to 6285 code for a protein of 2094 amino acids. NCBI's taxonomy places the organism in Eukaryota, Viridiplantae, Chlorophyta, Chlorophyceae, Chlamydomonadales, Volvocaceae. The record is from RefSeq and is a predicted model, not a curated record. The transcript has 24 exons.